Molecule: messenger RNA, 2499 nt
Organism: Rhizophagus irregularis DAOM 181602=DAOM 197198
Lineage: Eukaryota; Fungi; Glomeromycota; Glomeromycetes; Glomerales; Glomeraceae
Source: RefSeq, a predicted model, not a curated record
AUGGAGAGUCGUAAUAUUUCAAAAGUUUUAAGUAACCACUCAAAAUCUAAAAGGACAGCUUUGGGCGAGGUUUCUAAUACUCAAAAGUCUAAAGAGUCUGCAAUAAAGCGUUGGCUACAGUCUGAUACGCGUGAUUCUGAUUCCUCAAAGGAAACACCACUCACGAUAAAGGAGGAAAGUGAGAAAGAACUCACACAGAAAACAGUAAUUUUUAAUGGUACACAUGAAAUAAAUAUACCGACACCAAGAAAGGUAGCUUCACCUACAAAAGCUACUUGGUAUUUACCAAGAGUUGUCAUUCCUAUUAUGUCCCCGCCAGAAGUGACGGUUAAUAAAUCGAACUUUGAAACUAUAAAAUCUAAUGAAAGUUCUUUAUCAACAAUCAAGAAAAACUCGAAAAGAUCAAAGUCUAGUUCAAAGAAAAGUCAAUCCAAUAAUAAUAAUAAUUCUUUAUUAAAUUGGUUUAGUCCUGCUACUUCAUCAAAGGAUCAACAAAGUGGAAGUGUCAAUCCUCAAAAUGACACCAAAUCUACCUUUGAUGGCGAAAAUCCUACCAUUUUUAUAGAAAUCAGUAGUUCAAAUAAUGAAUUAUCAGAAUCUCGACCAAUUGCAAAUAUUGGCAAGAGGAAACUACAAAAAAACAAUGAAUUCGAUAAUGCUGUCGUCUCUUCAUUACCAGCUUUUGAAAAUGUGGAUCUAGGAGCGAUUGACAUGAGUUUAGUUACAGAUAUAUUAAAACUAUACGAUUUUAUUGUGAAAUUUGAGAAACCUUUGGGAUUAGAUAUUGAAUAUAAUGGAAAUAAAUUACAAUAUGCCCAUCUUGAAGAAAUGGUUUUGGACGACCGUUUCCAUACGCGCCUUGCUUAUUUACAAUCUGGAUUGCUCUCUUUCCUUUACAAUGAAUCUGAAGAAGGAUGCGACAUAGAUAUUGUUAAUAUUCAAUAUUAUCUUAUUGAAAGAUUUCCUAACAAGAAAUUUCUUCUCGAAAAAGAAUAUUCCGAAUUUAGUCCGAGAGAACGAAUGUCUAUAUUUACCGAUAUUAUAAAUGAAGCAUUACGCACCAAUAAACUUCGUGAAUAUAUAAAAGAAUUGACAAUUCCAGCAAAUCAUAGGAAAGAAAAUGAGAUUAGAACGGCAAAAAUGAAAGAGAUUAACUUUAAAAUCAAUGAAACACGUGUCAGAAUAGUUAACAAAGAAAAUGAGAUUAAAGAUAUCGAAAAGCAAUUGAAGGAAAAACCCUCAAGUUUUGAGGACGAAAGUAAUAUUGUGGAUUUGUCAAAUGCUAUCACUAAACGUCAAAAAAUUGUUGCAAAACGCAAGGCUGAGCAAGAAAUAUUAAGUGAACUCAAUGAACAACGAAAAGUUACAACAGAUGAAAUUGAACUACUGCACCAUAAAUUAGAUAAAUUGGAAGCAGAAUAUAAGGAACUUAACAUGUUGAACAAGACUGAACGAGAUCAUGCAAAUUGUACUCUACGAGGUGGUACGAUUUUGAAUCCAUUGGGGCGUGACGAAAGAUUUUAUACGAUGGUCAGAUUAGGACAAGAUCGGGAUGGUAGAUACUAUUGGUUCUUUAGAACAUUGGGAGGCGUAUUUGUUGAAACUAUUAAAUGGAAUUACCCAGAGGAAUUGGAUGAUUCUAAUGAUUCAUCUCUUCCACUGACCUCUCUGUUGGAAUGGCAGUUUAUUAAUGGGAUUGGAAAAUUUAGAAUGUUUAUGGCAGGUCUCAAUACACGCAAUGAGAGGGAAAGAAGUUUAAAAGUAAAUCUUAAGAUUAUGGAGAAAGAAAUUGAACCUUCAUUUGACAAGCUUAAUUUAUGGCUCGAAAAGAAAAGAGAUAUUAAAGACGAGCCAAUGAAAGUUGAUUGUGAAGAAGUCAAAAGUAUUAUGAGUCAACGUCAAAAAAGCUUCUGGAAAUUAUUUGAUACAGUCAUCCGUAAGAAAGACGUCUGGUCAAUAGAAGAAUAUCAUACAAUAAUGGAAGAAUGUGUGAAAAGAAAAAUCGCGGAUUUUGAAAAAAUCUUGAAACAUGUUGAACCAAAUUUGGUUUUUAAAGAUCCUCAAUCAAAUUCAAAAGUUAGUGCUAUCGACUUUGUAAAUGAAGUCAAGAAUAUGAUCUCUGAAACUGGACUUAAAUUUUCAGAUAACGAUAACUCAUUUAUAGCCAGUUCUAAAAAAGAUAAGAAUUGGGAUUGGCUUUAUAAUGCUGUAGUAGAUUGGUAUUCAUUAGAUAUUAGAACAUUUUCUACAUUAGCUGUUUGGUUGGACGUAAUGAUAGAAGCCGGUGAACCCGUGGUAAGAUCAAUCAAGAAACGUAUGAAAGAGCAGCUUGCAGAAAAAUUCAAAUGUCCGAUGCGUUUACGAGACAAAAAAAACAAAGUAGUCAACUAUAAAGAGGAAAUUAUAGAUGAUGAGAUUGAGGAAGGUGAUUUUGAAGAGCAAAAUCUGCCACCAUCUAAGUGGAGUUUUCGCGAAAGAAAGAGGGUAGCUUAUAAAUAA